AUGCUCAGGUCGUCUAGCUCUUCCAGCUGUUCGUCCCAAGUCAACCUUGGUGUAGCAUCUCAGUCAGUCAGUAACAGCCUUGGCAACACGUCCUCUAACCAUAUCUCUGAUGAGCCACAACCUAGUUUGAUACAUGAUCCUGCUGAUGGAUCCAAUACAAUGCGACUCAACGAUGAAUAUAACCAAGCUAAUUCAAAAACAUCAUUUAUAGCUGAUAAGCGAAAAUCACGACUAGGAACUUCCACUUAUCUUAGUAAAAGACUUUCACUACAGGAGGAUGAAAAGCUAAAAGUACAAAUUGCAGGUCCUCUCUUGUGGAAUUUCCCUGCAUCUGAGCGUUCUGGAAAGUUUGAAGAGUGCUCCAAACCUAUUUCAACGAUAUCCAUUGCCAAUGCCAUGUCAAGCAUUGUCGAUGCACCAUCUCAUCCAAACCAUUGGCUUUUACGCUUAAUCCUUGUCGAAGAUAACGAGACCCAUAUUUUCGAAAGUGAUGAUCAAUCGCUACUACUUCAAUGGAAAUCCGUCAUUAGUCGCGUUGCACUUCGAUGGGGAGCUAUCCAAAAGAUCACAUUAGAGCACGACGUAGCUCACUUGCGUAAACAGUUGGGAUCACUAUGGGAAAUGUGUCAAAACGGAGUGGUUCCACCCAAAGUCCAAAAGAGAAUGUCAGAUGUUACAAUGGAUAUGCAAAUAAAAGAUGAUUUGCUAGCAGACGUGAUUGCACGGCAAGAGGAGCUAUCGUUAUAUGAAGCUCGAAAUGGGUUUGAGGCUCGAAAACGCAAUGGAAUGGGAUUUCUUGCUGAAGGUGGUGACGACAAUGCAGAAAUGGACGAAUCAAGUUCUGACGAGCAAAGCGAUUCCGACAAGGACAGCUGUGAAAAUGAACACAAGGAGAGUGAAUGUGAAAGUCCUUCUGACUCGAUUCCCUUGUAUCAACUUCGUAGCGUCGAUGCUAUACACUCCACAUAUAACGAUGACGACAAACCACUGGAAAAUAUAACAGAGCCCACUCAACCCGUAGUUGACACAUGUUCUGCUAAACAUAGCAUUGAUGUCAAAUCCAAAAUAUCGGAAACGAUGCUCGAUAAUACCACGCCAAUUGUGCAGCACGAAUCUACCAAAAAGCAGUCUUCGUAUGAAAUGCCAGUAAAUUUGGAUGAUCCUUUGGAUGAAGGGUUUAACGACGACAAGCUAAUAGAAAGUGACGCUAGUGUUUUUACCAAAGAUAGGACAAAGCGUCUUAGUGGAUUAUCAUUUGUUACUAUAGACAAAAUUGUCAGAGAGGGACUAUCACGUAGCCCGACUAGAGUUGAUGGGAGCACGUCAAAGCAAAGUCCUACAACAAGUGACAAGAUUGAUAUGGCGUUUGCUGAUCUAAUUGACAAGAAACUAGCACAGCUAGAAUCAGAGUCAGAACAAGAUAUAUAUUUGAAAAGUACUUUUCAAAAAACUGUUACAGCAGAUUCUGAGCCACUUGCUAAUACGGCCGAUCUGGUGGAAUGUAUUGACAGUUUGGACGGGUUGGAUCAAGCAUUUUCCAAAAGCAAGGAAUUUGACGGAUUCCAAUCAAGCUUGAACAUUUCAUAUGAUCACAAUCUAUUGUCAACAGUCCACAAUGAUAAUGCUAUACCAGCUCAAAGUCACGAUAAUCAAGCAAAGUUUGAAUCAGCAGAGACUCCAGCAGUCACAGUUUUAAAACACGUUGAAACUGUAGCAAAAGACACAACCCAGAGAAAUGCACUGACCGAGUUCAAUGACGAUAUCACGAAAAAGUUAUCAUGCUCACACAUUUCAUUAGCUGAAGAACGCAUUGAGCCUCCUGCUUGCACUCUUCAGCUUUUACCUUUAUCAGCAUUGGAUAAAAAUUCCAGGGAAACUAUAAAUGAGUCACAACUUUCCAUUAACAAACCGAAUCCGAUGAUGACCUCCAACGAUGUUCUUUCCAGUCAAAAAGAGCCCAUUCAAGUAAACGUGGAAAGCCUGUCUGACAUAACAGCGAGGCAGUCUUACAUUCAUGCGCAGGAAUCGUCUCCACCAAUGCAUGCAUCUAUUGGUCUGAGAAAGCAUGAUGGCGAGACUUCAUUGGUAUAUGGUACAAGUGUUGCUUACAAACGCGUAUCAAUAGAUAUCCCAAUACAGGCUGUUCAGCCAUCACCUAUUCCAGUACCUUAUACUUUUUCCAAAGAGUUGAAUAGCCCGACUGAACAGUUGAUAAACGGAUUGAAUCAAAACGAUGUUGAGCCAGACCAGGCUAAUAGUUCAUUUACUGCAGACCAAUUAUCCAUUAGUAAAAGCACUACAAAUGAUAGUGAGCACGCAUCGUUAAAAACCAGCAUGCAGGCUCUAGAUGCAAAUUCUUUUUCAGAUAUCUCAUCUCAGAUGCAAGAUAGUAAGACACAAACAGCCAAUAUUUCAAGCGUAUCUUUUGAUGCUCCGGCGACUUUGUGGAAACCUGAAUCUGUGUUGGGAUCAAAAGUAGUAUCAACAGAAUCCAUUGAUAAACCUGAAACAUCCUUCCAUAAACUAGAUUCACCAAAGAACACAUCGAGUGGCAUUGGUGCUUCAUUUGACGCUAUUGACCCAUUCGUCAAAACAAGCGUAAGCCAUUUGCCAGAUUCCGAGGCUGUAAACGAUCCACUUUUUCAACCAGACAUGACUCGUCAGUCAUUUCAGAAAAACAAAGCACAAGAUACGAAUCGGCUCAGCAGAGCUUAUAAGCGUGUAUCAAUUGACAUUCCUAUUUUGGCAAGCCGGCCAGAGCCAGCACCGAUUCUAUGUUCAAGUUCUAGAAAUUCGAUUCAUCAAACAUUGGCAAUUUCCAAUUCAUCAGAACACAUUAAAAAUGAUGAAACAGUGCAGCAAAAUAAUGUAGUGCUCAAAAGCGAGCCAUCUACGACCGAAUAUGGGGAUCCAACAAUCAGGAAAGAGCUUUGUGAAGAUGAAGAAAGUACACCCAUUCCAACCCCAUUACGAUCCAAUGAAAAAUUAUUGCUUAAAUCCAACAGCAAUAUUCAAAAGGAGGAAGACACACACGCUACUGGUAGUUGUGACUCGAUAUCAAGGCCAUACGCACGUAUUUCAAUGGUGCCCAUCGUAGCUUCGUUAAAGAAUGCACAUCAGUUGGGAACAGCUCCUAUUCUUCCUAUUAAAAUGGCACCUAUUUUGAUAUCAGGUAUGGUGAGUGAAAGGCAAAUCAAGAUUGGCGGGUCUAUGGAAAAUAUAAGUCGAACCGCAUCAAAUAUAGACUUGACAGCAAAGUUAAAUCAUCUCCACACUGUAGGAAUUAUAUCAGGUAAUCCGGCAAGCCAUGUAGGCAAGAAAUCACUACAAGCAGCACCAGUAUUACCAGAGGCACCUAUUCUUGCAAGAUCAGCCCAAACAGUACAGGGUAACAGUAUAGUAAUUGGAGGUGAAGCAGUGUUAUCAAAACCUCCAGCCAAAGCAGCACCUAUUCUGCCAACACAAAGAGAAAAGACUUUGAAGGCACCACAACUGGAGCAUCCAAACGCAACUGAAUCCUCAGUUAAACAACCAACAGCACCAAUGGUAGAAGCAGUUAUAUUCAAACCAACGAUUCCAUCCAAGAUCGUUCUUCCAGUGUCCAUCAAGUUGGCAGGAUCAGUAGGUAAAAUGGCAGCACCAGUUCUGAAACUACCCAAUACAUCAGCAGUUGCACCCACAAAGCCAUAA
This is a messenger RNA of Batrachochytrium dendrobatidis JAM81, 3690 nucleotides long. RefSeq lists its product as uncharacterized. The transcript has 5 exons. The record is from RefSeq and is a predicted model, not a curated record. NCBI's taxonomy places the organism in Eukaryota, Fungi, Chytridiomycota, Chytridiomycetes, Rhizophydiales. The coding region runs from base 1 to 3690 and encodes 1229 amino acids.